Notolabrus celidotus (New Zealand spotty) is the source of this 3144-nucleotide messenger RNA. Its product is annotated as CASP8 and FADD-like apoptosis regulator. Gene Ontology annotation, molecular function: cysteine-type endopeptidase activity; protein binding. The record is from RefSeq and is a predicted model, not a curated record. Bases 394 to 1803 code for a protein of 469 amino acids. NCBI's taxonomy places the organism in Eukaryota, Metazoa, Chordata, Actinopteri, Labriformes, Labridae. The transcript has 10 exons. Gene Ontology annotation, biological process: proteolysis; negative regulation of extrinsic apoptotic signaling pathway via death domain receptors.
CAGCAGUUAAGUGUUAUUAAUGGUGAAAGAUUGAAUUCUGGUCAUCUUGCUGUCGAGUUUGUUCCUUUAAGAGUGUGUUGUUGCUUUCACUUUCACUAUGAAGCCAUCGACGCCUUUGUUGUUGCCUUUUUCUUCUGUUAGAGGCUACUUGUGCUAUGUUUAAAAUAUUUGCAUUUUGUAACGCAUCUAUUCCAGAAUCAAGAAGCAAAGUAAUACCUUUGUCUUGUCAGCAAUUUUGUGAGCAAUAUUUUAUAGGCUGUCUUUUCAAGUUUGCAUAAUAUAGGUACUUCCCUAGUCGCAUUAGUGGUGGUUGUGCGUCAUCUUUCCAGUCCAGUGCCCUAAAGUUCCCUUUAACUUGAGAGUAACUCCAUUACGUCGAUUCAAGCAAAGUCCAUGGCUGUUCCAGAUCAACGUCAACUUCAUGAGAUUAAUCAAAUCGCCGAGGCUCUCAGCAGCUGUGAACGCAGGAAGCUCUUAUACCUGUGUGGAAGUUUGGACACGGAUCACAGUGUUGCAUGUGUGAAGGAGAAACUGAAGUCUCAAGUGCUGCGCCAGGAGAGAGGACACCUGCUCCUGAGAGAGCUGAUGUUGCAGCUCGGACGUUCUGAUAUCUUGAGGAAGGUUUGUAAAACCAGCCGGGAUGAUGUGAAUGGCACUCUGACGUACACACCGUGUCUUCCACGAUUCAGGGUAUUGAUGGCUAACAUAAGUGAAGAUAUGGCCAAUGAUGAUCUGGCCAGUGUAAAGUUCUUAUUAAGCAGCACAUUGCCACGUGAAAAGAUGGAGAAGAUAAAGAAUUUCUUGGAUGUGAUCAUUGAGCUUGAAAAGCUGGAUAAAAUUUCCCCUGAAAGAGUGGACUUUGUGGAAGAAUGUUUGAGGAACAUCAACAGGGUGGACCUAGCCAAAAAAGUGAUCAAAUACAAGACAUCAGUUUCAACAUCUGAACGACAAUCCCCCCAGCAGCAAAUGCUAAGUGCUCCUCGUCCAGUUACCACACUGUACAACUCUCUUCCCUCACGCCAAAUAAGACAAGCACAGUCCAUCCACAGAGUUCCACAAAAUGUGCUUGGGACUUCAUACAGAGAGCAGAGCUGUCAGAGUCAACUUGACAGUUAUAAAUUCAGCACUAAUCCCAGGGGUGUUUGUGUUAUCAUAGACUGCGUUGGAAACGAUGGAGACAUGUUGGAGCAGACAUUCAAGGAUCUACAAUUCAAUGUCCUCCUCCACAAGUGGCUGAGUGUGGAAGCCACUCUCUCAGCUCUCAGAGACACGUUCAGAAACAGAGAGAACCUCCUGACUGACAGCUUCGUCUGUUGCAUCAUUAGCCGGGGUACUGAAAACCAUCUCCUGGGUACAGACUCCAAUGUUGCAGGUCUUGGUCUGGACAGCAUCAGGCGUCUUUUCACUGCAGACUCAUGCCCCAUGCUGGCUGGCAAGCCCAAACUCUUCUUCAUCCAGAGGUACAGCGUGCCCGAGGUUCAGCACUGUGCCGGGACUCAGCACCGGGAUGAGGAUCUGGAGACAGAUGGGGCAUCCAGAUAUGAUGUCAUACCUACAGAGGCAGAUGUGUUCUGGAGUCACUGCUGGACAGAUGAGAGGCAGCUCGUACAGGGACCCCAUCGUUCUGUUUACCUGAAGGCUCUGACUGACGCCUUGCACAAAGGCCAAAGGAGGAAAACACAUCUUGUUGAUAUUCAUACUGAGGUGAAUGGAGCCAUCUUUGAACACAACAGGAGGAACCCCGGAGCAACCUACAACUUUGAUCUAAAACAUACUCUCCGGAAAGAUCUGUACUUACAGUAGAGAAUGUAUCAUCACCACUUUCAUUUAUCUCUUCUCUACUGUCAGCUACUUUUUUCAUUAUUAUAGCCAUAUAUUCUUGCCAAAGAAAAACAUUUUUUUUAUUUUGCAUACACUGACAUCUACUGGCUGUGUUAUCUAACAGCACUUAAACUUAUUUUUUCAGUUUUUGCAUAUAUAUUAGCACUCCGUAUUUAAAUCUUUUUAUUUAAACUGUAAUGAUUGAUCUCAAUAUCGGACUUAGUCAUGUACAACUUUUUAUGUUCUCAAAUGUGACUUAUUUUCAGAGUUGAAGGAUUAAUGUGAAUGGUUAAUUUCCGUCCUCUAAUAGUGCAGCUAUAACAGUCACAUGCAGGCUCCAUUCUGUUAUUCUUUAUUAUAUUUAUAAAUGUUAAAGCCUGUGCAGAAAUGUGAAUGCAAUGCAAGAUGAAGAAAAUAAUUAAUUAUGUUUGUCCAUACAUUCAUAUUUCUAAUACUCUAUUAAACAGUUUUUGUUUAUUUUUCUUUAAUACCUAUUUUCUUUUUCAUAUUAUUUUCUUUUUUAUGUGAAGAACUUUUUUAUUUUUUUUAAAAAUGUAACAAGCACGACACUACUAAGGUUAUAUAUAUUUACCUAUAUCUGCUAGUUUCCAGUAUAUCAGCAAAUUCAAGGUGCCAUUAUACAUUUGAAUGUACAAUAGAAAUAAUUAUCAUGAUUAUAGAGAGGCAAAAGCUACUAAAGGUAAGUAAGUUGUGAAUUUAAUGUAUGCAUUCAUAGGUACUUUUUUAGCAUUAUAGUACAAGAUUGUACUUAUUCCAGAUUCCCAAAUUGUAUUUUUUAUAUUUACCAUUUUCAUUUUGCAAUUCUCUUUUUGUUCGGUAUUAUACAUUUCUCUUAAUAAAUGAAGAUAUGGGUGAUCAAUUUGUUACUUGAAGUCUAGUUUCAGCAUUGGCAGGACCAAACUCCUAACAGCUGUCAGUCAUCACUUUAUGCUCUGCUCCCAUGGUCUUUGCUCUUUGCAACCCCCCUCCACUUCAUGUCCUCUUUACCUUUUUUAAACCAAUAAGCAGCAUUACCUUCAGGUAAACUGCUGUUUACUUGUUGCUGUUUACUUGUUUGUUCCCCACAUAGCCCAUAACAGUAAAAGUGAGCAUCAGCAACAACCUUGAUCAUUUAUAUACUGCUCUGUUUUAUUCUUAUAACUCCUGCUGUGGGCGGGUGUUAAAUGGACUGAGUUAAAGCAAGCAGAAGUAGUUGGUGGCAUUAUGUGUUUUACAAUGAGUGAUACACUUAACUGUUAAUAACAGGAUGGGAUUUUUCAUCCAAAAAGAACAAAAUAAAACACAAUUGUAAACAUCCAAAAA